CCUUUAAGACGCUUUGUGAAGUCGCAGAGAGCUGAUUAUUCUUACACCGUCACAUCUACAUGACUCGGGCUGAGCUUUUGGAUAAGAAAUCCUGGGGCUAUCCAUUCAAAUAACAUGCCAUUGUUUGGAUGAGAUUUUGAAAGCAUUUCUGACUCUGGCACUAUUGCAUCUCGUCGCGCGAGGACGACCGCUGGAGCUUGCGCGUCUCUGGAUGCAGCGCGUGUAAAUGGAUGCGGUUUGCAUUGCUGGAAUACCCUGCUGGCGUCGCGCCUCUAAUGGAGACAUAGAGAUGAGAUAGUCACUGUGUUUUGGAGGAAUUCUUCAUUUGUGCGUUUCAUUAUCAGUGGUACUGUGACGAUGCCGCGGAAUUUGCGGAAGCUGAUGCGUCUGGUCCUCUUCUACCCUUUAUCAAAGGGCUUACAGGCCCGUUUGCCUGCAGUAAAGGUCAAGUACCUGUUGGUGGCGUGGUUUGGGAUUCUGGUGGCCAGCUGGGUAAUCUACAUGCAGUACUCUUCUUAUUCAGAGCUCUGCAGAGGACACGUCUGUACCAUACUCAUUUGUGAUCAUUACCGCAGGGGCAUCAUCUCAGGGUCAGUGUGUAAGUCUCUCUGUGAAGAUAAAACUCUGUCACUUCAGCGCUGUCUUUCAACGUCACCUACACAACAGAUAUACAGUGCUGUAUGGAAGGAGAAAGCCGUACUGGUGAAGUGUGGGAUUGAGGAGAGUAUAAGAGGAGAGAACAGUCCUGACUCGCCACUGCGGCAUGACAGCAACCUCUACGAUAAACCCAACCGUGGAACAUCCAUGGAUGAAUUCAGAGCCAUGCUGCAUUCCUUCCUCAAGGACAGUAUCGGAGAUCAGUCAUCACUUGGUACCCUUGUCACUCGUGUAAUUUCUCUGGCGGAUGUCAACGGCGAUGGCAAAGUUUCAUUAGCGGAAGCCAAAUCCGUCUGGGCUUUGCUUCAGAUCAACGAAUUCGUUCUAAUGGUUGCACUGCACGAUAAAGAACAUGCUCCUCACUUGCUGGGUUUCUGCGGAGACCUUUACAUGACUGAACGUGUUGCACAUAGUGCCCUCUUCAGGCUGGAGGUGCCUGGCUGGCUGCAUCCGAUGUUUCCCGAGUCGCUGGACGUUGCGCUUAACCGAUGGCUCGCCCCCGCUUGGCCACGCCGGGCCCGAAUCACCAUUGGCCUGUUAGAGUUCAUCGAAGAAGUGUUCCAUGGCUUGUACGGAAGCUUCUACAUGUGUGACGCUAGCCCGCGACGGGUCGGCUACAAUGCUAAAUACGACUUUAAAAUGGCAGACCUCCAAAGCAUAGCAUCGGAGGCAACCGUCAAGGGGUUCUUACGAGGUAGAACUUGCGAGGCAAACGCAGACUGCACAUACGGACGGGAUUGUACUGCGACGUGUGACCGAUUAGCGAAGCAGUGCAAUGUGGAAGUGGUGCAGCCAAACUUGGCUAAGGUCUGUGCGCUACUGCAGGACUUCCUGCUGUUCGGAGCACCGUCAGAUCUGAGAGAGGACCUGGAGAAACAGCUACGCACCUGUGUGACGCUCAGCGGACUGGCCUCGCAAAUGGAAGUACAUCAUUCCCUUGUUCUCAACAACCUGAAAACACUACUGUGGAAGAAGAUCUCGAAUACCAAGUACUCUUGAGACAAAGAGAAGGAUGACCAAGAGAAAGGCAACUAAAGUGAAAAAGAGAGUGAACUGGAGACUCGAACGAAAGCAGAAACAAGAGAAAGAAAGAAACACUGGGUCAGCACAGAAGCUUCUGGAGGACCAGCAGUUUAGCUGAACUCUGGCAGCUGAAAUGUGAAAUUUGUCCACCGUCAAUCACUUUUGAGAGUGUUGACAAGAAGUUACAGUAUGGAAAACUAGACGGACAGACGCUACAUCCAUUCCUGCUUAACUUCACUUGAGUGACUUAACUGAAGACCCAUUAACUAAUGGAAAUACCUUCAGAAGGGUCUCCUUUUUCUUUUGGCUAAAGGUUCAAGGUGAAAUAAGGCUUGUACAGUUAUGUAAUCAGAUAGCUUGUAUUUACAUUUAUCUGACAAUGUGAUCCUUUCGCAAAUUAUACCUUGAGUUCUGAUUAGGGGUAGCCUAGUAGUUAAGGAUCUAUGCCCGAUUGCAUAAAGGACCUUAAGUUUUAUUUCCCUUUAAAAUCACCCUAAAAUUGUGUUGCAUAAAGGCCCUUAACUGCCAUUUUCCUUAGUAAACCUUAAGGUUAGGAAAACUUCACCUUAAAUGUAGGCAAAGGUUUCUAAAAAUAAAAGAAAUGGCUAAGUUUAUAGAACCAAAUGAACUGUAUAAUGCGGCAAGUAAAAUUUCUCAUACUAGGGAAAACCCUUUAGACCAUCUUAGUGAUACUUGCAAGAGUACAGAUUUAUCUGUCACAGCAAAUGGAAAAUAGCUAGCAAGCUGGAGGGCGAUAUAAUAGGAACACACACAUACCAGUAGUGUCUCUGCAUCUUUAUUAUCUAUACGAAUGGAUGCAUUAAAAUCAUAUCGCAAGUUCAUUUCCAAUAUAGGCCUAUCGCAAAUUUUUAUAUCCUACAGCCCCCUGACCACCACUAAUUCUUAAUUUGGGAUGGCAAUCAGUUCUCUGCACAGUUAUACAAGCAUCUUAACAUCUUGCACCUCUAAUCCACCCCCUACCUGGCACAGUUGUUAAAAUUCAAAGUUGUCUUCCUCAAGAGGGUGCUUACUGGCCAUAAAAGUAGAAUCCUCCAAUGUAAAAGUCAGGACGUUUUUUUGAAUUACACAAGAAAGGUUUGCACACAAUCAUUUUUUUUUUAAUCUAUUAAUUUUGAGAAUUGUGCCUCGGAUACAAAUGGAAAUCCUGUGUAACCUCCAGAAAAUGAGUUUGAAAAAAUAUUUAUGCAGUAAUCACAAACGACUGUGAUUGGUGCAUCCUGAAAUGCUGUUUAUCCUGAAAUAUCUAUGCUGUUUAUGCACUGCUUCAAAAGAGGCCGGACAAGAAUUUACACAUUAAUAAUGAUACAGAGACACUUUAAUAGUCAUUAAAAUGAAAAUAAAAACAGCAUAAAGUUAUGGUAUUUUCUAUGUGAUAAAAUAGCCCAAAUAUUGUUCGGGACAUUUCCGAUCCUCUGAGACAGGGGUCCUCAAACUUCUUGCUGCCGGUGUAACAGUAGCCAGAUGGCAGGUAGCUGUGUAGUGUGUAAACCUCACUCCCCUGGCCUCAAGAGGCGCACUAGCCUCCUCGUUAUCGCACCUGCCUCCCAUGCCGGAGACGUCGGUUCGAAUCCCGCUUGGAGUGGGUCGAGUAGGACCGGUAACAGUGAUGCUGUGACUCUGAUAGGAGUGAGGUUUAGGGAGGUGAGUGUAACGGUAGCCAGCUGGUAGGUAGCUGUGCAGCGUGUAAACCUCACUCCCCUGGCCUCAAGAAGCACACUAGCAACUGACGCUAGAGGCUAUAGCCUUUAGCCUCCUCGUUAGCAUGUCUGGCUCCUGUGCCGAAGACACCGGUUCGAAUCCCGCUCGGAGUGGGUCAAAUAGGACCAGUUACACCAGGGCCAGGUCACUCUGCUAUGUUUUCAUGGGGGGCCAGAGUGAGCCUGAGAGUUUACGCUUUGAACAAGGAAAAAGCAGAGUUAUUCAUGAUCGGGAAAAGUCUGAUUAUUUAUAAAAAUGUGUGCCUCAACAAUUCUACAAGACUUCAGCACUGCAGAGUGUUUAAGCAUCAUAAGCAUUUCCCUACAAAUGACAACAAAGAAUAUCUAUCAUAUUGUGAACUGCUGAGAUGAAACCUAUUACAGUAUGUAUUCUUUAACAGUCUGCACUUGAAUGCUAUUGGCUCACGUUAUAGUCAGUCUUACAGGCAUGAAAAGCCACCAAAGCAGUCUCGCGCUUCCAGUGUGGGCCGGUCAAAACGUGUGACAGACAUGGUUCCACGGGCCAGUCAAAACAUUUUGGAGGGCUUUAGUUUGGGGACCCCUGCUCUGAGAGUUCAUAGGGACUUGCCGUGUCCAUGGUAACAGUAGAAAUUGAAUAUGGUAAAACCUGGCUCACUGUAGUAAAUCCCUUAACGGUUUCCUUUAUUCAAGGGAAAUGUCCAAGGGAUUACAUGCAACACCCUCACUUUAUUCCCUUAGGUAAGGGGAAAUCACGCUUUAAGUGUUAUACUUAAAGGUGAAGUGUGUAAUUUCUGCGCUACUAGUGGCACCAAAUGGAAUUACAAAAAUAAAGUACGUUUUCAAACAACAUUUGCCAACACCCCUCAGACUUAUCACACAAUCUCUGAUUCCAUAUGAACAUAUAGGUGACACUAAAUAAAAGGUGAUAAACAUUUAAUGUAAUAAUAAACAAGACCACUAUAACAUAACACACCGGACAUAAAGCGUUGCAGAGGAAUCGGCUCAUCCGAUAACAUCACCAGAUUGAACGGCAGCUGGUGUGAGAGGGAUCUAGCACAAGAGGUUGGAUAGUUCUUGGUAACUAGUAAGCAGAAAGAUACAUAUUCAGAGUAUCUUACAAAUGUAUCUGUAGCUUGACAGUUAUGAACACAUUGUGUGGCAAUACCAGAGUGUAGCUUACAUGUCGAGAAGCAACAUGGCAAGAAUCAAACCCCAAAAAUUCCCUCAAAGUCCUCCAAAUUUUCACUCUGGUUUUACUCCGUUCUCUGUCUCUAUGUCUUUUAGUAAGUAUAAGUCUUCAAAUUUUGUGAAGCCAAGUUUCAUUUCCUCUGUAACUGGUCUGCCAUGGACAUUCAUCUUCUCCCGGUUGAACAGUUACUACAAGUAGCCAUGCCCCAAAGUCCCACUAUAAGUUUAGAUAGAACGGGAUGGGUGGAGCUGUGCGGGCUGCUCAAAAUAAAAACAUAAAUGUUUUGAUAAUGCCUGGGAGGCUCGAUGUUUACACUUUUGGGGGAGGGUAACACAGGAAUGGCUUACUUAUAGUUUUCAAUGAACAAUAAACUGGGAUAAUAGAAUGUGUUUUGACAAAAAAAAGGUUCAUACUUCACCUUUAAGGGAAAAAAUCAAGGUGUUUUAUGCAACCAGGCACUGGGCUGCAAACUCAGUGGUAGUAGGGUCAAUUCCAAGUAGAAGUAUCCCAGGGAAUGAUGAGUUUCUGAGAGCAAAGUCUUGCUCAACAACAAUUUCCCCACUUUUUCAGCUGUCUUGGUUCCGGAAAUAUUUUUUCCAAUAAUUCUUUGAAAUCCUCAUAGUGAUUUCAUAAAAUCCCUCAUAUAAGAGUUGUAAGCCAUGAACCAAACCAACCAGCAAACCAACCAACGAGGUGAAUCACUACAUUACAAAUCAUUACAAGGUGUUUGAAUGAAUUGGAUGAAAAAACUAAGAUACAAUAAUGUGCACUUAACUUCUGUAAUGAGGGAAUUGACUAAAUCCCAUGAAGCAUUGCGAAUGUCAAAUUGAAUUUAAAUCAAUAGUUUUAUAUUUUUCCAUCGUUUUAAAGUUGUUGAUUAUAAGUAUAAAAACUAUAUAUUUUAUUUUUAUUGCAAAAUGUUCAGAUAUUUGCAAAUAUCUGAGUAGUUUGAGAGUGCAGGAAGACCGAAUCGAUUGCGUCAUUCACAGUGCGUCAUGCAAAUGUGUGCUCGCUGCAGAGCGCUUUUGGCACGCUUUGCCUGAUUGGUGGAUCAUUCUCUUCAGGAUUAUGGGUAGUGUAUUUCUUUACCAGAAAUUCUGCUAUUAAACAUUGUUUCUUAAAAAAGGACUGAUGGCUUCAACAGAAGAAUAUCCCAUUGAUUAACAACUUCGGACCACAUGGUUGGUAUGUUAUUAACGGUUUAAAACUUAUCGUUAAAAAUUAACUCGCCAAUGGAAGAAAUGAAUGGAAUUUUUACUUCCGGAACCAGAGUGUUGCGCUCUUUACCCUUAGGCAACAGUGAGACUGUUCAUUGAACACUACAGUGAGUUGCCUCUCAUAGGACAAACUACAUCCACACAUUUUGAUUUAUAGUACUGGCAUCUUGGCCAUGUUAGGAAGCUUCAUUUUAAGUGAGGAAAUGUCAGGACUCAGUUAAGACUUAAAGGAGAGUUCACCCAAAAAUGAAAAUCCUGUUAUUAUUAAUUCACCCUCAUGUUAUUUCUAAUUAUAAUGCAUAUUACUUACUUUCGGAUACACAUGAGGGUGAGGAAAUGAUUGAAAAUUUUUCAUUUUUAUUUGAACUACCCCUGUAAACAAUGAAUACAUGAAUAUGAAUGAGUAAACAGAGAAAAUGUUAUAUAUUAUGUCUUUACAGAGUGUAUGUUGUGUUUGUGUGUGCACUUAUAUGAGGAUGUUUUCUCUAAUUUUGUAGCAUCGUUAGAAAAAAAAAUAUUUUGUGAAUUAAUGAGGCGAUACUCACAUCUGCUCUGAUGUUUGUUAUUGCUUGAACUGUGAGGUUAUUUUUGGUACGAGUGUGUUUCUCAGGGUUGUGUAUGUCUGAAUGGGUUUGGAAUGUGUUACUGUGAACAUUAAACAUAGCUGAAACAGAAUUACAGCAUUGCAUUCAACAAUGCUGUAAUUUUGUUUGAGGUAUUACAGCCCAGUAACUGUGUGUAUGUAGGUGUAUAAACACGUUUGCACAUCGUCAUGAAAGUGUGUGUGCAUUACUGUAAACACACCUUGACUGAUGUCACAUAGAGUAAGCACUAUUACAAGCAUCUCUUACUAGUGAAACUUCAAACACAUUACCUGCCCUAACAAAAAAUCUAAUCUCAUCAGUAUUAAACGACAUGCAUAUUCCACAGAGAACCAUGACUAGGCUUUAGUACAAUUUCACACUCUUAUAAAUGAAGUGACUUUAUGUGUUGUUAGGACAUGAUUAUUAAUUUAUUCUGUUUUAAGCAGAGCAACCUUAUUAGCGUUUGGCCUUGUUCAAGCCCUUAAAUACUCAUUUAUUUUAUCUCCAUCAAACGGGUGUCUUCAUUUUAUCCAACUAUCACUCAUUAUUAGUAAAUGUUUAAGACUCAAAUUGUGUGUAUGUGUGUUUUAUUCUUAUUAUGUGUGUAAGAUAGAGACUGUUAAUUAUAGAGAGAUGGGGUAGUAAUUUGGUGAAGCACAGAGGCACAAAGACACUUUGUGGAAGGGUAUUUUUAAAGGACAAACAGAUCUGCACGUAUCCUUUUACCAUCCUUUAAAAAGAACAAGGAAUCAGCAUAUAUUAGUUCAAGGAGGCAUCACAAAUUCACCUCAAGUUACUAACAGGAGUAAAACCUGUAAACUUACAUGCUGGGAUGAAACAGAAAUAAACUGGAAACUAAACUCUACAUUAUUAUUAUUAUACAUUAUUUACAAUAAUAAAUAUUUUUUGUAUUAAUAGAAAGCAAUCUUCACUUCAGAAGUAUUGGACAGGACACUGAAUUAUAGCUUACUUUAUAGAGCAGUUAUUGUUGAAUAGACGUAAGGGAUAAUGUACACUCACCAGUCACUUUAUUAGGAACACUAUGGUCCUAAUAACGUGCCCAACGGGGUCUUCUGCUGUUGUAGUCCAUCCGCCUCAAGGUCCAAUGUGUUGUGUAUUCUGAGAUGCUAUUCUGCUCAGUACAAUUGUACAGAGCGGUUAUCUGACUUACCGUAGCCUUUCUGUCAGCUUGAACCAGUCUGGUCAAUCUCCCUUGACCUCUCUCAUCAACCAGGCAUUUCCGUCCACAGAACCGCCGCUCACUGGAUGUUUUUUGUUUUUGUCACCAUUCAGAGAAAACUCUAGAGCCAGCCAAUAUGGCACCAAAAAUCAUGCCACGGUCAAAAUCACUGAGAUCGCAUUAUUUUCUCCAUUCUGAUGGUUGAUGUGAACAUUAACUGAAGCGUCUGACCCGUAUCUGCAUGAUUUUAUGCACUGCAUUGCUGCCACGUGAUUGGCUGAUUAGAUAAUCGCAUGAAUAAGUAGGUGUACAGGUCUACCUAAGAAAGUGCUCAGUGAGUGUACAUUCAGCCUGUCAUUAUCGCAUAAUGUUGCAGUGCAAUGCAAAACGCAGUGAUUAACCAAGCAAUCAGGUGUCUGAUUGAAGUAUUACAGUCAGCUGACCAUG
Molecule: messenger RNA, 7997 nt
Organism: Myxocyprinus asiaticus (Chinese sucker)
Lineage: Eukaryota; Metazoa; Chordata; Actinopteri; Cypriniformes; Catostomidae
Gene: dipk1b
Product: divergent protein kinase domain 1B
Exons: 6
Coding region: 358-1656 (432 amino acids)
Molecular function (GO): calcium ion binding
Source: RefSeq, a predicted model, not a curated record